AUGAUCACUGUCCUCUCUGGUAAAGAAACUCCUUCCAAGGAUCCAGCCAUAUCAAGUGAGUUUAUAGUCUCAUCUGAAGACAAGGAAAGAUGUUUCCUGCCACAGAACAUGACUCCAGAUCUGACGCUCUCCUUCAGUGUGAAGAGCCGCUCCCGGAGAUGCGUAAACGGCCUCCUGCAGGAAGCGGCCAGGAGGCGGCUCUGGGCCCUGGAGAAUGAGGACCCGGAGGUGCGUGCCCUGUUUCAGGACCUCUCAGCCAGGUUGGUGGGCAUCCAGUCCCAGAAGGCUCAGUUCCUCAUCACCUUCAAGACCAUGGAGGAAAUCUGGAAGUUUUCCACCUACUUGAACUUAGGCUAUGUGUCUGCAUGUCUGGAACAUGUCCUCUUUGACCAUAAGUACUGGCUCAACUGCAGAUUGGUGGAAGAUACAGAGAUCCAAGUGUCAGUGGAUGAGAAACACCUGGAGACAAUAUACCUGGGACUCCUGAUACAGGAAGGCCACUUCUUCUGCAGAGCCAUGAGCUCCGUGGCUCAGCCAGCUGAGAAGGAAGGGGAGUAUUUGACGCUUUGCAAGAAGGAGUUACUCUCCGUGAAGAUAGUUGAAGGCGAAUCCGAGUGGGAGGGCGUGUCCCUGGUGACGGGUCAGCGGGGCCUGGUGCCCCUGUCAGCUCUGGAACCUCUGCCGCUCCCUUUCCACCAAUGGUUCCUAAAGAAUUAUCCAGGAAGCUGUGGCCUUUCCAGGAAGAGGGAUUGGACAGGCUCCUAUCAGAUCGGUCGAGGAAAAUGUAAGGCCUGGAAGGAAUAUGAGAGGGAAGAAAAGGAUGAGCUGAAUUUUCACCAGGGAGAAAGCAUCGAGAUCAUCGGCUUUGUCAUACCUGGGCUUCAGUGGUUCAUUGGGAAGUCAACACGCUCAGGAGAAGUGGGCUUUGUUCCCACCAGGAGCAUAGAUCCUGAGUCGUAUUCCCCAAUGAACAAGAGCUCCGCCUUUUUCAGUGACGAGGAAAGAUGCUCUCUGUGGGUCCUGGGAAGUGACAGGAAAGCUGAGUGUGCCAGCUUCCUCCACACGCUUGCUCAUACUGACAUAGCAUCUGUCUACCGGCUUAGUGGGUUUGAAUCCAUCCAGAGUCUUCCAAACGAUCUAAGUGCGUCCCAGCCUGAAGGCUUCAAGGAGGCCAGGCCUGGCAGAGCCUGGGAGGAGCAUCAGGCCGUGGGCUCCAGACAGUCCAGCAGCUCUGAGGACUCCAGCCUGGAGGAGGAGCUCCUCUCAGCCGCCUCGGACAGCUAUCACUUGCCAGAGCCUGAUGACCUCGAUGACCCGGAACUGCUCGUGGACCUUGCUAGUCAGGAAGAGGAGGAGGCUGAGAACUUCGCCCCCAUAUUGGCUUUUCUGGAUCACGAGGGUUACGCUGACCACUUUAAGAGCCUCUAUGAUUUCUCCUUCUCUUUCCUCACAUCUUCCUUUUACAGCUUCUCUGAGGAGGACGAACUUGUGGCCUACCUGGAGGCCUCAAGGAAGUGGGCCAAGCGGAGCCGCAGGACCUGGGCCCACGCCCGGCUCUGCUUCCUCCUGGGCCGGCUGAGUGUCAGGAAGGUCAAACUCUCCCAGGCCAGGGUCUACUUUGAGGAGGCUAUGUACAUCCUUGAUGGGACAUUUAAAGACCUAUCCUUGGUGGCUGCUCUGUAUAUCAAUCUGGCUGCCAUCUAUCUGAGGCAGAGGCUAAGGCAUAAAGGCUCGGCUCUGCUGGAAAAAGCAGGGGCCCUGCUGGCCUGCCUGCCGGACCGUGAGUCUAGUACCAAGAAUGAGCUCGACGUGGUGGCCUACGUAUUACGCCAGGGCAUUGUGUCAGGCAGUUGUCCCUUGGAGGCCAGGGCCUGCUUCCUGGCCAUCCGACUGCUCCUAAGCCUAGGCCGGCAUGAGGAGGUCCUGCCCUUCGCCGAGCGCCUGCAGCUCCUCUCUGGACACCUUCCUGACUUGGAAGUUACAGCAACCAUCUUGAGUUUUCUGUAUGAUAAGAAAUAUCUCCCACACCUCGCAGUGGCCUCUGUCCGGGAACGUGGUACCCAGAGUGGCCAAGGGAUGUCCUUUCCAAUUUGGCAGGUCUACCUGGUUCUCCAGAACACCACCAAACUCCUUGGAGUUCCCUCUUCAAGCUGGGGUGAAGUUUCUGCUCUGGCCUGCCCAGCACUCAGCCAGGCACUGGCUGCCUGUGAGGAGCAGGCCAGUCGGAGCACCCAGAGGGCCCUGUGUCUCAUCCUGUCCAAAGUGUACCUCCAACACAGGUCUCCCGAUGGUGCCAUUCACUACCUGAGCCAGGCCUUGGUGCUAGGGCAGCUGCUGAGUGAGCAGGAAGCCUUUGAGUCUUCCCUCUGCCUGGCAUGGGCAUAUCUCUUAGCCAGCCAGGCCAAGAAGGCUUUGGACAUCCUCGAGCCACUCCUAUACUCUCAGAAGGAGACAGAGAGUAUCACCCGAAAGGGGGUGGUCCAUAACCUCCUGGGACUUGCACUUCAAGGUGAAGGCCGGGUGAACAGGGCAGCCAAGAGCUAUCUCCGGGCCUUGAACAGAGCUCAGGAAAUGGGGAAUGUGCGUAACCAGGCGGUGACGUUGGCCAAUCUUGGCCACCUGACCCUUAUGUCCUGGGCUCAGCAGCCAGCCAAGGACUAUCUCCUGCAGGCCAUCCGACUCUAUUCUGAACUCCAGACCAGCAUGGAGACAGACAUGGAAUUAGUACAGGUCCUUCUCUGGUUGGCCCAAGUCCUGGUGCGUGGGCGCCAGCCAGCCAGUGGCCGCCUUUGUUAUGAAAUGGCAUUGCUGUUUGGCUUAAGGCAUCGACACCUGAAGAGUCAGCUUCAGGUCACCAAAUCCCUCUGCCAUUUCUACAGCUCUGUAUCCCCAGACCCCAAGGCAUGCAUCACUUACCACGAACACUGGCUGACCCUGGCUCAGCAACUCAGGGACCGAGAGAUGGAGGGGAGGCUGCUGGAGUCCCUCGGGCAGCUCUAUCGGAACCUGAACACGGCCAGGUCUCUCAGGAAGUCUCUCACCUGCAUCAAAGAGAGCCUGCGUAUCUUCAUCGACCUAGGGGAGAAAGACAAGGCUGCUGAGGCCUGGCUCGGAGCUGGGCGACUCCACUACCUCAUGCGGGAAGAUGAGCUGGUGGAGCUGUACCUACAGGCAGCCAUCCAGAAAGCCCUGAAGUCUGAGGAGCCCUCUCUGGCUCUCAAACUCUAUGAAGAAGCAGGUGAUGUGUUCUUCAAUGGGACCCGCCACAGGCACCGUGCGGUGGAGUAUUACCGAGCCGGGGCCGUUCCUUUAGCGAGGAGGAUGAAGGCCCUGAGAACAGAGCUCCGGGUUUUCAAUAAACUGACGGAGCUGCAGAUCAGCCUGGAAGGCUAUGAGAAGGCUUUGGAGUUCGCCACCUUGGCGGCCAGACUCAGCACGGUCAUAGGAGAUCAGAAGCAGGAGCUGGUGGCCUUUCACCGUCUGGCUACGGUCUACUAUUCCCUGCGCAUGUACGAGAUGGCUGAGGACUGCUACCUGAAGACUCUGUCUCUCUGUCCACCCUGCCUGCAGAGUCCCAGGGAGGCCCUAUACUACGCGAAGGUGUAUUAUCGCCUGGGCCGACUCACCUUCUACCAGCUGAAGGAUGCCCAUGAUGCUACCGAGUACCUCCGGCUGGCCCUGGCAGCAGCGGUCCUGCUGGGUGAUGAGGAGCUGCAGGACACCAUCAGAAGCAGGCUGGACAACAUCUGCCGGAGCCCCCUGUGGUACAGCAGCCCCUCCGGGCGCUCCUCAGAGAGGGCGCGGUGGCUGAGCGGCGGGGGGCUGGCCCUCUGA
This is a messenger RNA of Callorhinus ursinus (northern fur seal), 3834 nucleotides long. The record is from RefSeq and is a predicted model, not a curated record. NCBI's taxonomy places the organism in Eukaryota, Metazoa, Chordata, Mammalia, Carnivora, Otariidae.